This is a messenger RNA of Mytilinidion resinicola, 3639 nucleotides long. RefSeq names its product ARM repeat-containing protein. Gene Ontology annotation, cellular component: U2 snRNP; U2-type prespliceosome; catalytic step 2 spliceosome. NCBI's taxonomy places the organism in Eukaryota, Fungi, Ascomycota, Dothideomycetes, Mytilinidiales, Mytilinidiaceae. The transcript has 3 exons. The record is from RefSeq and is a predicted model, not a curated record. The coding region runs from base 1 to 3639 and encodes 1212 amino acids. Gene Ontology annotation, biological process: spliceosomal complex assembly. Gene Ontology annotation, molecular function: mRNA binding.
AUGUCUGACAAGGAUUUCGAGGCCAUCCGGCGCCUCCAAGCAGAGCGCAACUCCGCAAACGCAGGGAAGAAAGGUUCAAAAACCUUUGACCCGUCCACGCAGAGGACUGACACGUCGACGAAGGCAUCACUCACGGAGUCCUUCGACACGGAGCUGUAUGAGCGGACUGCCGUUGACAAAUUUGCUGGAUACAACAAUUCCAUUGCUACCAACGAUGGCGACGACGAUAUGGAAGAUGCGGACGAGCUCAACGGCCGACGGCUCGUGGGACAGUACACGGCCACGAAAGCGCAGAUCAACGAGUUCGCAGGUGGCGAUACCGAGGAGGCCGAUAUCCUCAUGACCCGAGAGAAGCAGGCACAGAUCGCCUCCCGCGAAACUGACUAUCAAAAGCGCCGAUUCCAGCGCGGCCCCCUCACCCCAACCCGAGCCGAUCCUUUUGCCGCGAACAGCCAAGCUGGUGUACAGGACGAUGGACUUUCGUACAAGGACAUUAUGAAAACCCGGGAGAUUGAGCGCGAGGAAGAGAGAAUCAGCAAAAUCAUUGCUGAGAAAGAGGCGAAUGGAGAGACCGGGGCUGUUGUUGAGCACCAAGCUACCUUGAAGGAUACGCCGGAUAAAGAGAACAGCGAGGCUGGAUCAACCGUUGCCGUCGCUGCUGUGAGGAAGCGCAAGAACCGCUGGGACACGGCAACCGAACCCGUGGCCAACGGCGAAACAAAUGGGGCGGUUGAAAAGAAGAAGAGCAGGUGGGACGAGAGAGUAGCGCCCGGCCAACCACAAAAGCGUCCUAGGUGGGACGAAGUGCCCGCGGUUGGAGGUGCCACACCAGCGGCUGCUGCUGGACUCGCCACGCCCAUGCACCCCUCACAGGUGGCAUUUAUGCCAUUUGGAGGCGAUAUGCGCAAUGCGCCUCUAUCUGAUGAAGCUCUAAACAUGAUGUUGCCAUCCGAAGGUUACAAGAUCCUCGAUCCGCCUCCCGGCUACGAACCAACUAGAGUCGCCCCGAGCGGCCUCAUGCCACCAACCCCAGGUGUUUACGGUGGCUUCAUGAUGCAAACGCCUCAGAGCAACUCCAUGAUGGGCAAGCAACUUCCCACCGAGAUUCCUGGCGUCGGAGACCUUCAGUUCUUCAAGGCUGAGGACAUGGCCUACUUUGGAAAAUUGGUCGACGGCGCAGACGAAGACCAGAUGACAGUCGAAGAACUAAAAGAACGCAAAAUCAUGCGUCUGCUUCUCAAAGUAAAGAACGGCACACCGGCAAUGCGCAAGACGGCUCUUCGACAGCUUACCGAUAGUGCCCGACAAUUUAACGCCGGACCACUGUUCAAUCAGAUCCUCCCGCUCCUAAUGGAGAAGACUCUGGAAGAUCAGGAACGUCAUCUGCUCGUUAAGGUUAUCGACCGCAUCUUGUACAAGCUAGACGACCUCGUCCGCCCCUUUGUUCACAAGAUCCUUGUCGUCAUCGAGCCUCUUCUGAUCGACCAGGAUUACUAUGCCCGAAUGGAGGGUCGUGAAAUCAUUUCAAAUCUCAGUAAAGCCGCUGGCCUCGCGCAUAUGAUUAGUACCAUGCGUCCAGAUAUUGAUCACCCGGAUGAGUAUGUUCGAAAUACAACCGCUCGAGCCUUCGCAGUAGUUGCCUCUGCACUUGGCAUUCCUGCUCUGCUUCCUUUCCUUAGAGCUGUCUGCAAGAGCAAGCGGUCCUGGGCGGCCCGUCACACUGGUGUUAAGAUCGUUCAACAGAUUCCCAUUCUCCUGGGUUGCGCCGUCCUGCCCCAUCUCAAGGGCCUCGUUGAUUGCAUCGCGGGUAAUCUCAGCGACGAGCAGCCCCGAGUCCGUACAGUCACGAGUCUGGCAAUCGCCGCUCUUGCUGAGGCUUCUAACCCUUACGGUAUUGAUAGCUUCAAUGACAUCCUCCAUCCCCUGUGGACUGGUGCUCGGCGCCAGCGGGGCAAGAGCUUGACUUCGUUCCUCAAGGCCGUUGGCUACCUCAUCCCCUUGAUGGACGGUGAAUACGCCAACUACUACACUACUCAGAUCAUGGAAAUUCUCCUACGGGAGUUCUCCUCGCCCGAUGAGGAGAUGAAGAAGGUCGUGCUCAAGGUAGUUUCUCAGUGCGCCGGUACUGUGGGUGUUGAAAAGAAGUACUUGAUAUCAGAGGUGCUCGAUGAGUUCUUCAAGUGCUUCUGGGUUCGUCGAAUGGCACUCGACAAGCGCAACUACAAGCAGGUCGUUGAAACUACUUUUGACUUGGGUCAGAAGGUCGGGACUAGCCAGAUUGUUGAGCGCAUCGUAGACAACUUGAAGGAUGAGAACGAGGCGUAUCGCAAGAUGACAAUCGAGACAAUCGAAAAGGUCGUCACAAGCUUAGGUGCAGCUGAUCUCGAUGGUGAACUCGACAAGCGCCUCGUCGAUGGCGCCCUCCAUACCUUCCAGGAACAGAGCGUGGAAGACGACACGAUCUUGAAUGGCGUGGGAACAAUCAUCAACGCGUUGGGCACCCGUAUCGACUUUUACCUUCCUCAGAUCGUCAGCACUAUUCUCUGGCGACUGAACAACAAGCAGGCUACUGUCCGUAUGCAAGCUGCGGACUUGAUCUCUCGUAUCACAAUGGCGCUGAGGGUCUGCGACAGAGACGACAUCAUGGGCAAGCUUAGCAUCAUUCUCUACGAAUACCUUGGAGAGGAGUAUCCAGAAGUCUUGGGUUCCAUUCUCGGUGCGCUUCGAAGCAUUGUCACAGUUGUUGGCAUCGAUCUGAUGCAGCCGCCUGUCCGCGACCUCCUGCCCCGACUUACUCCCAUCCUUCGCAAUCGCCACGAGAAGGUACAAGAGAAUACAAUUGAUCUAGUCGGUCGCAUUGCAGAUCGUGGCGCAGAUCGCGUCCCGCCCCGAGAAUGGAUGAGAAUCUGCUUUGAGCUUCUCGACAUGCUCAAAGCGCACAAGAAGGGCAUUCGUCGCGCCGCCAAUAACACUUUCGGUUUCAUUGCGAAAGCCAUUGGUCCGCAGGACGUCCUUAACACACUCUUGAACAAUUUGAGGGUACAAGAGCGCCAGAGCCGAGUCUGCACGGCUGUCGCCAUUGGCAUUGUUGCUGAGACUUGUGGUCCAUACACCGUACUGCCGGCACUCAUGAACGAGUACCGGGUCCCUGAGCUGAACGUUCAGAACGGUGUCUUGAAGUCGCUGUCGUUCCUCUUCGAGUACAUUGGCGAGAUGGCUAAAGACUAUGUGUACGCAAUCACACCGCUCCUCGAAGACGCCCUCAUCGAUCGAGACCAAGUCCAUCGCCAGACCGCGGCCUCGGUAGUCAAACACAUCGCAUUGGGAGUUGUGGGACUUGGGUGUGAAGACGCAAUGCUGCAUCUUCUUAAUCUGGUCUGGCCCAACCUGUUCGAGACGAGUCCUCACGUCAUCGACAGGAUCCUUGAAGCUAUCGACGCAAUUCGCAACGCCGUCGGCACCGGUACCGUCAUGAACUAUGCCUGGGCUGGUCUCUUCCAUCCAGCACGCAAGGUCCGCCAGCCAUACUGGCGCAUCUACAACGAUGCCUACGUCCAGAACGGCGACUCUAUGGUGCCCUAUUAUCCGAUUCUCGACGAGGGUUCCCUCCAGAGGCCUGAGUUGGCCAUUUUCCUUUGA